Trichosurus vulpecula (common brushtail) is the source of this 2819-nucleotide messenger RNA. RefSeq names its product Rho GTPase activating protein 9 (gene ARHGAP9). The coding region runs from base 1 to 2199 and encodes 732 amino acids. NCBI's taxonomy places the organism in Eukaryota, Metazoa, Chordata, Mammalia, Diprotodontia, Phalangeridae. Gene Ontology annotation, cellular component: cytoplasm. The record is from RefSeq and is a predicted model, not a curated record. The transcript has 17 exons. Gene Ontology annotation, biological process: signal transduction; regulation of GTPase activity. Gene Ontology annotation, molecular function: protein binding.
AUGUUCUCUGGCAAAUGGUGGCCAGGAACCAGGGACACCCUUGGGGUGGGGACCCACGGCCCAUCCCGGGGAGCCCGCCUCUACAUCUUAUAUGGCUUCACCUACAUGGGAGCAGAUGGCCAGCAGGUGUCUCUGGCUGAAGGUGACCGAUUCCUCUUGCUUCGAAAGACCAACCCAGACUGGUGGUUGGUGAGGCCUUUGGGAGCACCUCGAAAUGCCCGACCCCUUUUUGUCCCUGCUGCAUAUGUGGCUGAAGAGUCUACACCCACUCGGAGGGCCUCUGCCACUACUGCUAGCCAAUCCCUCUGUGCCCCUAAACCAAAUCGAUUUCACUCUUCCCUGGGAGAAUUGUCUGUGCCUCAGUCAUCCCAGGGUAAAUCCCCCAGCCAGUCCUGGCAGCCUCCUCUUCCGCCAAGAAUACGAAGAAGUCUUAGUGCAACUGGACUGAGUCCCAGCCCGCUGCAAUCCCUCUCAGAUGGACUGACUGGGCAUUUGCACUCUCAAGAAGACCUGAGAACUGCGACCAACACCAACACACAGUCGGGACCUUGGUCCCCCAUGUCCGAGCCCCCUCUGUACUGUAACCUGGUGGACCUGCGCCGCUGCUCCCACACACCACCCCCAGGCCCCACUCGGCCCCCGCUACAGCGGCUGGACUUCUGGGAGCAGCAUCUGGACCUCGACUCUGGUCGCUGUUUCUACGUCCACUCACUGACUGGACAGGCAUCCUGGAAGCCUCCCCGAAGAGCUCGUGAAAAGACUCCUGACUCCAUGGAAGGGACCCCGCACCUGGGGAGAGAUGCCCAAGCCCAGCAGGCUGAGGAGAAGGGUGCGGGACCCUACAAUCAGGUGGGAGAAUCCUCACUCAGCCUCACCGGCUCCUCCUCCCAGACCUCCAUUUCGGACAACUCCCGAGGCUCCCCCGCCCGUAGAUCCCAACCUCAGCUCCUGGAUGACCCUCACGAGGUGGAGAAGUCUGGCAUGCUCAACAAGACAAAGAUUGCUGAGGGAGGCCGGAAGCUCAGGAAGAACUGGGGUUCAUCCUGGGUGGUGUUGGCAGGAAAUAGCUUGGUGUUCUACAAAGUUCCUCCAACUUCAAUUCCUGCUGUAUGGGGUCCAGCUGGCAGUCGGCCAGAGAGCAGUGUGGACUUAAGAGGGGCAACUCUGGCCCAUGGUAGACAUCUGUCCAGCCGCCAGAAUGUCCUCCAUGUGCGUACUAUUCCUGGACAUGAGUUCCUGCUGCAGUCUGAUGAUGAGACAGAGUUCCGAGCCUGGCACCGGGCACUUCGGGAGGUCAUCGACCGUCUGGAGCGUGAGAACCCUCUGGAACUGCGACUAUCUGGGUCUGGACCAGGGGAGCUUGAGGAGCUGAGCCAGGGUGAAGAAGAUGAGGAGCCAGAGCCGAAGUCCCUCCUAGGACGUCGAGGAGGAAGCUACAGGAUCUCUUGUCGGGGCCCUGAAGAGCAGAAUCGAGUGAAGAACAAACUGAAAAGGCUGAUAGCAAAGAGACCUCCUUUGCAGAGUCUGCAGGAACGGGGACUGCUCCGAGACCAGGUGUUUGGCUGCCACUUGGAGUCUCUGUGCAAGAGAGAAGGGAGCACUGUGCCAAAUUUUUUCAGGCUCUGCAUAGAUACUGUGGACAAGAGAGGUCUGGAUGUGGAUGGUAUUUACAGAGUCAGUGGGAAUUUGGCUAUAAUCCAGAAACUUCGGUUCCUGGUGGACAGAGAACGAGCAGUCACCUCUGAUGGAAGAUACCUGUUCCCUGAGCAGCCAGGACAAGAGGGCCGCCUGGAUCUGGACAGUGCAGAGUGGGAUGACAUCCAUGUCGUAACUGGAGCCUUGAAGCUUUUUCUUCGGGAGCUUCCCCAGCCCUUGGUCCCUCCAUCACUGCUGCCACCCCUUCGAGAAGUCCUUGCACUUCCUGAAUCAGAGCAGCGCUUAUCUCGGGUACAAGAGCUCAUAGGCUCAAUGCCAAAGCCCAAUCAAGACACUCUUCGGUGCCUCCUAGAACAUCUAUGCAGGGUGAUAGCACAUGCAGACAAGAACCGAAUGACCCCACAUAACUUGGGUAUUGUGUUUGGACCGACAUUGCUAAGACCAGAGCAAGAGACCUCUGACCCAGCUGCCCAUGUCGUCUACCCAGGACAGCUGGUUCAGCUGCUGUUGAAUGACUUCACCAGUCUCUUUCCUAACCCGUGAAUCCUGGACUCUGCCCUAUACAAGAUUAUUGAGAUGACCUCAAAUCUGAAAAUGGGGGGCAGGAGGAAUAGGCCUUCUAGUUGUUAGCCAUAGCAUUUGAGUAGGACUUCCCUCUGUUAGCAAACCUCCAUUUGUCAGAUACGUUUUAGGGAGAAUAUCUGUUUCGAUGGGUGAUGUCCAUUUUAAGGAUUUCCCUAUUAAGGGAACCUGUGAUAUUUUUUAAGUGGGAGAGGAGGUUCUUUGUUGGGGGAGUCUGGGAUGUUAUACCCUUUAAAUUUUGUAUCACCUAAUUUUAUCUUCAUGAUUUGGGGGGUUUAUCAGGGUCACUUUCAAUAAAGAAGGACUCACAUAUACCCCAGAUUCAUCCUGGGGGUGACCUGACCCUGAAGAAAGGGUAUUAGAUUUCCUUCAUUGCUCUGGCUCAUUAUGCCCCCAUCAAGAACAAGAACUCUGGGGAAAUCUAUUAAAUAAAACUUAGGUACAGCUCCUAUUUACUGUCUCCCCCAAAGGUGAGUAAGAAAGUCCCUUUCAGAACAGGUACUUAAUUUACAAAAUCAGGUAUAGGACAGCUAUUUGCUUUCACUUGGGUAUCUAUUGAAGCUGCUGUUACAUUUAAAUUA